UAGCAACGUAAUCACUCACAUAUCCCCCACAGCCACGUCCUGCGUAUCCGUAUCACCGCUCGCCCAUCUUUUUGUAUUAUGCUCACUAUUAUUCCUACUUUGUCGACGAGCAACAUCGACCAGCUUGCGCCACACUGAAACACCCAUUAUGACCCCGGGGGUCCGUCGCAGCGCCUCACGCAGACAGCCUACCCGACACAUUCCACAAUGCCAGACCAAUUACCCUCGAUCCGCAUCACCAACCCGCACAGCCAAGAUGCCAUACCCCUAAGCACGUCGCCAGCUCCGUCGACGCUGCCGCCCAAGGCCGGAGAGGAAGGAGGUCGGAGCGCGACACCAAGUUCAACGCGAUCGAAGGCGGGCGCGGCACCUGCAACGAAACCCCGGAGAGAUUCCAGCGCUUCCACGACGCAUCCUGCCAAUAAUGGCUCCGCCGAAGGUGCAGGGUCGGGGGCGCCCAUAGACCCUCUGUCGCAACAAAUAUUCAAACGCACCAACACCCCAACGGACGUCCUCAGACAGUUUGGCCCAUCCGGCGGAGACUCUACGAACAUCGCGCGACCCUACACUUCAGAUGGCUCGCCGGGGCCCAAGAGUAUCAGAGAUGUGUCGAAAAGCGAUACGAUAUCCAUAGCAUCAAAGGACAAGAGGAAAGGAGUGUCAUUCCUUAGUCGCAUAAUGGGCAACAAGAAAAAGGACGAAGACAUUAGCGCCAACGAAGAAGAACUCGGCCAAUUCCGACCCGAAGGUAUGGACGCAGAGCUCUUCUCGCAGCCGAUAGACAAUGUCGGGUUCAAUCCGCGGCAUCCGCAACCACCGGAUUACAUCAAGAUUCGCUCAAGGUUUACGACGGAGAGGAACUUUGACCAUGUUUUUGUCGCGCAGGAAUUGCGCGCGAAACCACAACCGCAGGAAGGGCAAAGGCCAGCUACGAGCGCGGGACCGGGUGCGGCCAAUCGCCAGUUAAUGGGCCAGAACCCUGUGUGGGCGCUGGAAUUCAGCAAGGACGGAAAAUAUCUCGCAGCAGGGGGACAGGACAAAGUCGUGCGCGUCUGGGCUGUCAUCUCAACGCCUGAGGAGCGGAGAUCACAUGAAAUGUCUGAGGAAGCGACGCCAGGGACCUUCGGAGGCCAAGGGCUUCGUUUGCACGCUCCGGUCUUCCAGAACAAAACAUUCAGAGAAUACACUGGGCACGAGUCGACGAUCCUAGAUCUGAGUUGGAGCAAGAACAACUUCCUCCUGUCAUCGUCGAUGGACAAAACCGUAAGACUGUGGCAUGUCAGCAGGUCUGAAUGCCUCUGCACCUUUAAACACGCUGAUUUCGUUCCAUCGAUCCAAUUCCAUCCCAAGGACGACCGGUUCUUCCUAGCGGGAUCGCUGGACGCCAAACUCCGCCUUUGGAGCAUUCCCGACAAAUCCGUUGCCUUUUGGAACCAGUUACCGGAGAUGAUCACGGCAGUGUCAUUCAGCCCGGACGGGAAAACUGCGAUAGCGGGUACGCUGAGCGGAUUAUGUUUAUUCUACGACACGGAAGGGCUCAAGUACCAAACGCAAAUCCAUGUCAAGUCCUCCCGUGGAAAGAACGCCAAGGGGAGCAAGAUUACGGGCAUUCAGGUGAUGCAUUUGAGCGGAGAAGCCGACAUUACCGACUUAAAAAUGUUAGUUUCGAGCAACGACUCUCGCGUUCGUCUGUACAGCUGGCGUGACAAAAACCUCGAUAUCAAGUUCCGGGGCCAGCAGAACAAUUUUAGCCAAAUCCGAGCGAGCUUCAGCGAUGACGGUAGGUUCGUCAUCUGCGGCAGCGAGGACCGGAAGGCAUAUAUUUGGACAACUGGUCCUACAGACAGCGAGAACCAGAAUCGGAACCAGCGGCCAGUGGAGAUGUUCGACGCGCAUUCCUCAAUCACCACAUGCGCUAUCCUUGCCCCGACGAAGACACGCCAGCUGCUUAGCAAUUCGGAAGACCCUCUGUACGAUACCUGCAACCCACCUCCCGUGACGCUUGUGAGCAAGGCGGAAUCAGUCAGCUCGAAGGCGGCAUCCGUCAAGGGGGAUACUCUAGGCACACCGGCUUCUCACAAGUCGAGUUUCAGGAAGCUUCAUGAGACCCCUGCAUAUGCCGCGCGUUCAACACAUCCCGACGGUCAAAUUAUCGUCACGGCAGACUAUACUGGGCAGAUCAAAGUCUUCCGGCAAGACUGUGCCUAUGACAAGCGGCGCAAUGACAGCUGGGAGACAUCCUCCGUCUUCUCCAAGCGGACGAUGGGCUCGUCUAGAGCAAGGUCGAACUCGACCAAGACAAAAGCCAGCGCUAGAUCACGGCGUGACUCGACCGCGACGACUGCGACAAUGCCGUCGGCCGACCGCAUUCUGUCCUGGCGCCAACAUAUCGGGGGCGGUGGCAGCACAGACAACAAGAGCGCAAAGAGUGUCCGGAGCGCGUCGCCGAGCAAAUUCUCUGUCGCCUCUUCGGCACGCUCGUCACACGCUCGCGUCGAUGGAGGUUCUCCCCUGGUAAAGGUGACGACGAACGAGGGGGUGACGACGAGUGAGGGGAGGAGGCCCUCGGCCGCUGUGUCGGAGCCUGUGAUAUCCCCCCCUCAUGGCCUCAUGAGUCCCGACAGUCCCAGCAGCAAAGCCAACCCGCUCAUGAUCCACGGCGGGCAGUCGUACGCGUUCUACAAUCCGGCGACAUGGCGCAACCAAUUGGAAAAUAAUAAGAAGAACCUGCAGCCGCCGCUGACCAAGAAGGCAAGCUAUGUUAGCCGUCUUAGCAGCGAGGAGAGCAGCGCGGUGGAGGGUGAGGAGCAGGAGGUGACGUGCAAAGAGUGCGGGGGCACGGAGUUCAAAGCCAUUGCGCGGAUUGACGAUGAGGGCCACACGCUUUUAUGCACGCAAUGCGGCGUGCCUACGUCUUGAGGAGAUGCACUGGAUAGCGGAUAUUGGAUGGUGGGCAUGCUUGGAUGGUGUGCUAUGGAAACAUGGAUGGAUACGUGCUUGGUGGUUCAAACGUCACUUAGAGACCUGUAUAGUGGUAAUGUCUGUCAACAACCCUUGAACGAUGGAAGC
Aplosporella prunicola CBS 121167 is the source of this 3069-nucleotide messenger RNA. RefSeq lists its product as uncharacterized. Gene Ontology annotation, molecular function: protein binding. The record is from RefSeq and is a predicted model, not a curated record. Bases 208 to 2919 code for a protein of 903 amino acids. The transcript is spliced from 5 exons. NCBI's taxonomy places the organism in Eukaryota, Fungi, Ascomycota, Dothideomycetes, Botryosphaeriales, Aplosporellaceae.